AUGUCCAAUUGUAAAGUUUGCAACCAUCCGCUAGGAAAAAGGCUCAAAGUUUCGUGUGCUGAUUGUACUCAAGACUUUCAUGGGUCUUGUGUCAGGCUAAGCAAAGCAGACAUUGAAUAUCUAGCAAGUGAAAAUAUAGUGUGGAGGUGUGAGCCUUGUGCAGUAACUAGGCGCAGCAGUCUACGGCUGGAGUCUCAGGCUACAGAAGGAAAUCUUUCACUGCAAGAUGUUAUCAAAGCUAUUGAAGAUCUUAAAAGUGAGUACAAAAAUUCGCUUAAUGAUUUAAAUGUCUCCUAUGAAUUAUUGAACAGUAAGAUUGAUGACAACACAGAGGCAGUAAAACAAAACAAUAAGAAAGUAGAUGACUAUUUGAAACUAAUUGACACUCUUGCAGCAGAAAACAGUAAACUAAAGGAUAGAGUCUCUAUUUUAGAAAAUAAAGUCGAUGAAAUGGAACAAUACUCUAGAAAAAACUGUGUUGAAAUUCAUGGGAUACCUGAAACUGAUAAUAAUGUUAUGGAUCAUGUAAAAUCUGUAGGCCAAGCUCUUGGUAUGGAGAUAACUGACCAAAUGAUUGACAACUGUCAUUUGUUACGCAAAAGGCCAGGUUCAGAUAGGCCCCCAGGCAUCAUAAUUAAGUUUGUGAGAAAAAUAGAUGCUGAAAAUAUGUUGCAAAAGAGGAAAGGGAAGAAGCUUUCUACUAGGCAUCUGGGAAUGCAGUCAGAUAUCCCAGUCUAUAUUAAUGAAUCCUUAUCACCGGCUAGAAGGAGAUUGCUUGCCAUGGCGAGAGAGGUAAAGCUCCAGAAACAUUACAAGUGGUUAUGGGUGAGGGGUGGAAAAAUAUUUUUAAGAAAAGAAGACAAUGGCCCAGUGUCAACUGUGACAUGCCAAGCAGACCUGGUGAAACUGUGA
Messenger RNA from Homalodisca vitripennis (glassy-winged sharpshooter), 912 nucleotides. RefSeq lists its product as uncharacterized. The record is from RefSeq and is a predicted model, not a curated record. NCBI's taxonomy places the organism in Eukaryota, Metazoa, Arthropoda, Insecta, Hemiptera, Cicadellidae. The transcript has a single exon. The coding region runs from base 1 to 912 and encodes 303 amino acids.